AUGCAACAUACAUUCAUUAUCUAUCUAUCUAUCUAUCUAUCUAUCUAUCUAUCUAUCUAUCUAUCUGAUCAUAACUAUCUAUCGAUCUCUCUCUCUGAUCAUAACUAUCUAUCUAUCUAUCUCAAUUAUUCGUAUCUAUCUGCCUGUUUAUAUCUGUCUGUUCAUAUCUAUCUAUCUGUCUAUCUAUCUGAUCAUAACUAUCUAUGGAUCUCUCUCUAUCUGAUCAUAACUAUCUAUCUAUCUAUCUCAAUUAGUUCGUAUCUAUCUGCCUGUUUAUAUCUGUCUGUUCAUAUCUAUCUAUCUAUCUAUCUACAUGAUCAUAACUAUCUAUCUAUCGAUCUCUCUCUCUGUCUCACUCUAUCUAUCUAUCUAUCUAUCUAUCUAUCUAUCUAUCUAUCUAUCUAUCUGAUCAUAACUACCUAUCUAUCUAUCUCCGUCUGUUCGUAUCUAUCUAUCUAUCUAUCUAUCUUUUCAUCGACUUUCUCAGCAAUUGAUUUUUCUCUCUACUCAUUCCCACCUCCUCCUCUUCCUCAUCAUCAUCAUCAUCAUCAUCGUCAUCCUCAUCAUCCUAAUCAUCAUCAGCAUCAUCCACUGUUUAUUUCCUGUUUGUUCGAACAUCCUCCUUUGCAUUUCUAA
This is a messenger RNA of Acanthosepion pharaonis, 636 nucleotides long. NCBI's taxonomy places the organism in Eukaryota, Metazoa, Mollusca, Cephalopoda, Sepiida, Sepiidae. The record is from the annotation of a GenBank genome assembly.